CCGCCUGAGAGCUCCAUCCGUCCGGCCAGAGAGAGAGGCUCCAACCCGCGCCGAACAUGACGGACGGAGAAGCCGAAGACGAGAUCCAGUUCCUGCGGACUGAUGAUGAGGUGGUCCUCCAGUGCUCGGCGACGCUCCACAAAGAGCAGCAGAAGCUCUGUCUGGCCGCCGAGGGCUUCGGGAACAGACUGUGUUUUCUGGAGUCCACGUCAAACUCAAAGAAUGUUCCUCCAGAUCUGUCCAUCUGCACGUUUGUUCUGGAGCAGUCUCUGUCGGUGCGAGCGCUGCAGGAGAUGCUGGCCAACACCGAGGAGAGAGCGGAGGGGGAUGAUGAGGUGGUCCUCCAGUGA
Molecule: messenger RNA, 350 nt
Organism: Danio aesculapii
Lineage: Eukaryota; Metazoa; Chordata; Actinopteri; Cypriniformes; Danionidae
Product: ryanodine receptor 2-like
Exons: 4
Coding region: 57-350 (97 amino acids)
Biological process (GO): calcium ion transport
Cellular component (GO): Z disc; smooth endoplasmic reticulum; calcium channel complex
Molecular function (GO): ryanodine-sensitive calcium-release channel activity
Source: RefSeq, a predicted model, not a curated record